AAUCACAGCGCGACCUCACGCACCUCCAAGAUGGCGACGUCCAUCCAGAACCGCUGUAGGCACAUUCUGUGUUGGCAAAAUACUCGCGAUAACUAAUCAAAACAAAGUCAGGCACACGCGGCAAUACAACUAAUCAUAUCGUGGUCGCCUUUGGAUAUCUGCACAUGUCAGUUGACGGCGUGGUUUUCGUUUUCAUGGCUGUUUCAGAGUGAAAUUGGGCGUCCUCUCGCCAUGGCCACCGACAACAGGAUUCAUUUCUGGAGGAGAAACCAAAAGGUUCCCGGGAGCUUACAGCCAGUAUAUGGAGCACAACACCCUCCUCUGGACCCACGGAGACACCGUCCAUUAAAAGACACUCCGAAGGCCAGCAGUGUGAACACCAAAUCCAAAAAACCUGCAACUUUCCACGAAUUUGCCCGGAGCACCAAUGAUGCAUGGGACCUUGAUGAUGAAGAGGAUGACUGUAUGUUCAGUCUCAAACAGUCCUCAUCUUCCCCUGUCCAAUCACGAUCUACGCCUCAGACGCCCCGACUCAAACUCUUCAAAGCCCCAGAGGACACAGAGCCACUGCCCCGCCUACCAGACAGGCUGGAACCAAUCAGCACAAACCUCGAUCAAGAUGGACUGGAUGUUGAAAGUGGUCCAGCCAAUGGCAGGGUGGUAAAGUCCUGUAGCGACGCCCAGUUGAAUGUGAAUGCAGCUCGCAAUACCCUGCAGAAACAGCAGUCACUUCCUGUGCGUCCCAUCAUUCCAUUAGUUGCCCGCAUUUCAGACCAAAAUGCCUCAGGAGCUCCUCCCAUGACAGUGAGAGAGAAGACUCGAUUGGAUAAAUUUAAGCAGCUACUUGCCAGCCCCAACACAGACCUGGAGGAGUUACGGAAACAUAGCUGGUCGGGAAUCCCUCGUGAGGUCCGGCCAGUCACCUGGAGACUUUUAUCGGGCUAUCUUCCUGCCAACAGGGAACGCAGGGAUCUGGUUCUCCAGAGGAAGAGGGAGGAGUAUUUCGGCUUCAUCGAGCAGUAUUACCACUCCAGAACAGAUGAUAACCACAGAGACACAUACAGACAGAUUCACAUCGAUAUCCCGAGGACGAACCCUUUGAUUCCUUUGUUCCAGCAGCCGCUGGUGCAGGAGGUGUUUGAGCGGAUUCUGUUCAUCUGGGCCAUCCGCCACCCCGCUAGUGGAUACGUGCAGGGCAUUAACGACCUGGUCACACCUUUUUUUGUGGUCUUCCUCUCUGAAUUCGUUGAGGAAGAUGUGGAAAAUUUUGAAAUGGCAAGCUUACCACUGGAUACGCAACGAAACAUCGAAGCCGACAGCUUUUGGUGCAUGAGCAAAUUGCUGGAUGGGAUACAGGACAACUACACGUUCGCCCAGCCUGGCAUUCAGAUUAAAGUGAAGGCGCUGGAAGAGCUCGUCAGCAGAAUAGAUGAGGAUGUCCACGUUCACUUUCAGAAGUGUGAGGUGGAGUAUCUGCAGUUUGCUUUCCGCUGGAUGAAUAAUCUUCUGAUGAGGGAGCUGCCGCUGCGCUGUACCAUACGCCUGUGGGACACAUACCAGGCGGAGUCAGAGGGAUUCUCACAUUUCCACCUCUACGUGUGCGCCGCCUUCCUCAUCAAAUGGCGUAAAGAGAUCCUCUCCAUGCUGGACUUUCAGAGCCUGCUAAUUCUCCUGCAGAACCUUCCCACAAUACACUGGGGCAACGAAGAGGUGGGUUUACUACUGGCAGAGGCCUACAGACUCAAAUACAUGUUCGCUGACGCUCCGAGCCACUACAAGAGAUGAGAACCCGUAAC
Rhinichthys klamathensis goyatoka is the source of this 1796-nucleotide messenger RNA. RefSeq names its product TBC1 domain family, member 22B (gene tbc1d22b). Bases 232 to 1785 code for a protein of 517 amino acids. Gene Ontology annotation, molecular function: GTPase activator activity. The transcript has 13 exons. NCBI's taxonomy places the organism in Eukaryota, Metazoa, Chordata, Actinopteri, Cypriniformes, Leuciscidae. The record is from RefSeq and is a predicted model, not a curated record. Gene Ontology annotation, biological process: activation of GTPase activity.